AUGGACGAGGAGGAACGCGAACGCGAGGAGUCGUGGGGCGCCAGCAGGGCUGCGACCCGCACGCCUAGCUCGCGUCCGGCCUCGCACAAGUCCGCCCGCUCAACGCGCUCGAAGCAAAGCAGCCGCACCACAGAGCAGACGCCGCUGUUGUCGCAACAAGACCGGGACGACCGUCCGGAUAACGAGGAGACGCCCGCCGAGACAUCGCUGCGCCGGUCGCUGAGUGGCUCAUCAGUCAAGAGCGACAGUGAGCGGGUGCCGCUGUGGCGGAAGCGAUGGCCGAGCAUAUUGGCCCUUGUGAUACUCUGUGUCGUCUUCAUCAUCAUCAUGCUCGGAUUUCUGGCCAAGGAGAGCAUCGAGGAGUACUCGAUGCAGGCCGCCGACUUCAAGCCCACGAGGCUCACCAUGCAAGGCCUGACCGAACACGGGGCCGAUGUGCAAGUAGAGGGAGACUUCAAGAUGGACGCCAGCAAGGUCAAAAAGCAGAGCGUACGCAACCUGGGACGCUUCGGCACCUGGAUUGCGAGGGAAGCCGAAACUGGCGCCUUCGACGCCGACGUGUAUCUGCCCGAGUACGGAGACGUCUUGAUUGGUACAGCCAAGAUACCUGGCAUCAAAGUGAACAUCAGAAACGGACACACGACCCACGUAUCCUUUGUCGCAAACGUGCAGCCGGGCGAGCCCGAUGGCAUUCGAAAUGUCGCCAACGACUGGAUUGAUGGUCGGCUGGGACAGAUACGACUCAGGGGAAGGGCUUCCGUCCCAGUCAAGUCGGGCUUGAUCAACGUUGGCAGGCAGCUUGUUGAGCACUCCAUGGUAUUGCAGGGAGGCGACAUCCCUUCACUGCCUCACUACAACAUCACAAAGCUCAACCUCGGUGAGGCCAAGCAUGGUCAGAAGGGGCUUGGUGCCGAUGCCACCAUUGUCGUCCACAACGACUUCCCCGUUCAAAUCACUCUACCUCCCGUGGCUGUAGACGUUGGUAUUGAGGGCUGCUCGGCCACCGAUAAGCACAUCAUGGUUGGCACCGCACGCACUGGAGAACUCAAAGUUAACCCAGAGUCCGACGUCAAGGUCGAGGUCACUGGCAACGUUGACAAGCUGUCAGACCCACUGACCCAAGUGUGCCCCAACUCGGCCAAAUCUCCUCUUGAUGCCUUCUUGGGUGACUACAUGAAAGGCGAAGACGCAACCAUCUAUAUCAGCUGCUGCAAGUUCCCUGACCCAGCUACCCCUGAGUGGGCUCGUGACCUUCUCAAGGACAUUACUGUCCCUGUUCCCUUUGCUGGAAAAUCCAUGGGCAACCUGAUCAGAAACUUUUCUCUUGCCGAUAUGCAUUUCAGUCUUCCCAACCCAUUCGCUGAACCCGGCACACCCGAAGCAGCGCCUAAGAUCUCUGGCAUUGUCAACGUUGACAUCGGUCUUCCCAACGAAAUGAACUUUCCUAUUGAUGUCAAUCAAGUCAAGGCCGACGCCGACAUCUACUACCACAAGAAGAAGCUCGGAAAGAUGAACUUAGAGAAGUGGCAAAAAACAAACUCUACCCGUAUCGAAGGCAAGGGUUCGGAAGGACCUACCCUCCUUGUUCAGUCUGUCAUCAAGAAUGCUCCCAUUGAAAUUCUGGACGAUGAUCUCUUCAGCGAAGUUGUGCAAGCUCUGCUAUUUGGCGGUAAAUCCAUCAUGAUGGAUCUCAAGGCUGCAGUCAGCGUUGGUGUAGACACGCCUAUGGGCAAGCUCGCAGUGCGCGGCAUUCCUGCACAGGGAGUUGUACCAGUCAAACCGAUUCGCGGCGGCAAGGACACCAAACCUGGUAACGGCAACGACAAGAACAAUGGAAGCGGGCUCAACAUUAAAGUCGGCAACCUGGCUAUAGUUGAUACCUCGCCUACUUCUCUUACCAUUAACGCCAUGGUCAACUUUACGAACCCUACGAAUUACUCAGCUACAAUUCCCUAUUUUAACAUUAACGUUUUGGCAAACGGGUCGCAUAUCGGCAGUGCGACAAUCGAAAAUAUGGAGGUUCUCCCCGGAAAUAACACAAACAAACUUGCUUCUCUUCUUUGGGAUCCUUAUACGUUCGGAGGCGACAAGGGAAAGAAAAUCGGCGCCGAACUACUUUCCCAAUACAUUUCUGGUUUCAACACUACAAUAACUGUCCAGGCUCACGAGAAAUCUGUGCCAGCCCUCCCGUACAUUGGACGUCUUCUCUCGCACUUUCCAAUUGAGCGACCUAUGCCACACAUGUCUACUCCUAAGAAGCCGUCCGAUGGUGACGAUGACGAUGACCCUGAGGAUGACGGCAAAUCCCACUUCAUUCGCGGCACGACCAUGCAUUUGAUUAGUAGCACAGCCGUAUUCACUCUCGCUUCCCCAUUCCGCUCGACAACACUGUACAUUACCGACAUGAAUGCAACUGCCUACUACGAGGGCCAUAUCGCUGGCAAAAUUCUCUACGAUCUACCUUUCGCUGUACCUCCCGGGCUCUCGGAAUCCCCGCGUUUACCCGUCGACUGGUCAUUCGGUAGUCUCGGGUAUGAAGCCAUUAAGAGGGCACUCGGGGGACAAUUGAAACUAAGUGCCUUUGCCAAUGUGGGUGUAAGGAUCGGAGAGUGGAGAGAAAGCGUAUGGUUCAAGGGCGGUAAGAUUGGCGCAAACGUUAGACUCUAG
Pyrenophora tritici-repentis Pt-1C-BFP is the source of this 2667-nucleotide messenger RNA. RefSeq lists its product as uncharacterized. Lineage: Eukaryota; Fungi; Ascomycota; Dothideomycetes; Pleosporales; Pleosporaceae. The record is from RefSeq and is a predicted model, not a curated record. Gene Ontology annotation, cellular component: fungal-type vacuole membrane.